GCCUGCCUGGGGUAUUCCUUACACAUGUUCCAGGGCUGCUUGCCCCUUUCUCUUUUCUUCUAAAUUCACCAGAUUCCCGUUUUUUUUUUUCUAAGGCAAAUCUCUGAUCCGGACACAGGCAAGAAUUUAAAAAGUAGCGAAGAUCCUGAUCAUCAGUCAAUGCUGGACUGAGGAUAGUGUGGUGGGGGAUUUGAUGGGCCAGCCUGAGCCAUGGCUCAUGGGAGGAAGUCAGAGAAGAUCACCAGAAUCCUGGGGCCCAGCCCUCCAUCCUGCCCUGGCCAUGCUGGAUUCAUAGAGAAAAAGCCAGGGACUAUUAGGAGAAUAUUGGCCACCAGCCCUCCACCCUGCCCUGGACCCACAGGAUCCACAGAAGAGUCUAAUGAAGGACCUCAUAAUGAAGGACCUCAGAAAGAAAGACCACAGAGUUUGAGGAGUAAGGGCCCUCCGCCCUGCCUUGGCCCCUUAUCCACAGGGGAGCCUACUAAUGAAGGACUGAUGAGCCUACUGAUGAGUCUGAGCAGCAAAGGCCCAACUGAAGGACCUCAUAAUGGGCCUCGGAGUCUGAAGAGUGAGGACCAUCCUCAGCACUCUCAGAGCACCAGCAUUGAGGAGCUGGACAAUAACAAUGACGAGAGGACCCCUGGCCCUGCAGCACCUGUCCCUGUCCCUGCUAGUGCAACACAGGCCCACCCAAACCAAGCCUACAGCCACCUGACUCAGGCCCAGAACUACCCUCAGCAGCCAGAUGCCCAGUCCCAUCCCCGACAUCCCCAGCAGCAUUGCAGAGAGAGUCCAAACAGCCCCAGCACCAGGCCCACCUCUGACUCCCCAUCCAGUCAGGAGAGCAAGCCCAGGACUGUUAAACCACCACCUGUCCUUACCAGUGCCAAUCCUAACCAGCCGUGUCUGAUUAGUCCCUCCGGUUCACCUCUUCCUGUCCCUGCUACAGCUAGUGUCUCCUCUGAGCCCCCGCUGAACCAGCCCGGUGACACCAUUAUCCCUGACAGCAUGGAUGAGGAGGAAGAGGAGGAGGAGGAGGACAGCUGCUCAGAGUAUGACAACGUGGGUUCGGACGCGGAGGGUGUGGAGCAAGACAUUGAUCAGGUACUACAGGUGGAAGACCAGAGUAUGCAGGUGAGGUACUACAAACACUAUCCUGAGCCUCAGGAUGGAAGUUAUGUAGAGACUGAGGAUGGCAUCUAUGUGGAACACCAAGACAGAACCUACGCGGAACACCAAGACAGAACCUACGUGCAACACCAAGACAGAACCUACGUGGAAUGUGAAGACAGAACCUACGUGGAACACCAAGACAGAACCUACGUGGAAUGUGAAGACAGAACCUACGUGGAACACCAAGACAGAACCUACGCGGAACACCAAGACAGAACCUACGCGGAACACCAAGACAGAACCUACGCGGAACACCAAGACAGAACCUACGUGGAACACCAAGACAGGACCUACGUGGAACACCAAGACAGAACCUACGUGGAAUGUGAAGACAGAACUUACAUAGAACACGAAGACGGAACCUACGUGGAAUGUGAGGAUGGUACCUAUUGCCCCAAGGAUGACUCCUAUGUGGAGGGUAGUGUGGAGGGGAACAGCCUGGAGGGGGAUGGGAGCAGCACUGGACAAUGCAAACACACCAGGUCACUGUACGGACCUGAGUCUGAGGAAAUGGUUAUGUAUAAUGAAAGACUAGAGACACAUACAAAUCCCUGUAUCUCAUCUGAGCAUCAGUUCAGUGACAAUCCAUGUCAUGCCUCCAAGGCUGGAGAUGAGGAGGAGAAAGGGAAUGUGGAGGUGCAGGAGGAGGAGGUGGAGGGGCAGGAGGAAGUGGAGGGGCAGAAGGGGCAGGAGGAGGGGCAGAAGUUGCAGGAGCAGGUGGAGGGGCAGGAGGAGGUGGAGGGGCAGAAGGGGGAGGAGGAGGUGGAGGGGCAGAAGGGGCAGGAGGAUGUGAAGGGGCAGAAGGGGGAGGAGGAGAGGAAGAGCGGGAUGUGA
Oncorhynchus mykiss (rainbow trout) is the source of this 2007-nucleotide messenger RNA. NCBI's taxonomy places the organism in Eukaryota, Metazoa, Chordata, Actinopteri, Salmoniformes, Salmonidae. The record is from RefSeq and is a predicted model, not a curated record.